CAUGUUUGGCCAAGGAGCCACCAUGGAGAGAUAAAAGAGUCACAUGUGGAUCUGGAGCCGCAGGUUACAGACCUCUGAUAUGGAUUCUUCAUUGAAAGAGACCUCCUAAAUACAUGAAUGUAACUUCACAACCUGUAACCACCAGAAGCAAUGUGUGGUUCACCGUCUUCUGGUCAGAGGUCCACUGCUCUACCUCUGCAGCAUCCAUGAUAAUAUAUUUUAUUUCUCUGCUUUUCAGAUGACAUACAACCUGGACAACCACACUGUCAUCUGCGACGAGAAGGAGUUGGGAUUGCAGAGCUUUCGCUCCAUCGUCCAGCCUGUGCUCUACAGCAUCAUCUUCCUCCUCGGUUUAACAGGAAACGGUCUGAUGAUCACGAUCCUGUUGAGGCGUCGGCACCGCCUGCGCAUCACAGAGAUCUACCUGCUGCAUCUCGCCGUGGCAGACCUCAUGCUUCUGUCCACGUUCCCCUUUGAGACGAUCGACGGCAUCGCCAACUGGGUUUUUGGAGACUUCCUCUGCAUGGCCAAAGGUGUGCUGGAGAACCUCAACCUGCUGUGCGGGAGCUUACUCCUCGCUUGCAUCGGGUUCGAUCGUUACCUCGCCAUUGUUCACGCCAUCCCCAGCAUGCAAAGUCGGCGUCCAGGAAAAGUGCACCAAGUGUGCGGCGUGUUGUGGUUUAUCUGCUUGCUCCUGUCGUUCCCGAAUGCCGUGUUUCUCUCUGUGGAGAAGUUAAGGAACUCCUCGCUCGAUUGCUACUAUUACCGAUUCGAGAUCCACGCGCACGAUUGGGUCCUGGCCAACAGAAUCCUGCAUCACGUCUGCUUCUUCUUCUCCAUUGUGGUCAUGAGCUACUGCUACACCGCUCUGGUGGUCACGCUGUGGAAAAGUCCGAAACGUAAAGCCAAGAAGGGCGCCGUUCGGCUGGCUUUGCUCGUCACGCUCGUCUUCUGCGUCUGCUGGCUCCCGUACAACGUGGCCCUGCUCAUACAAACCUUGGUAGAUCUGGACGUCAUGACCUACAACUCCUGCGGAUUCCUGACCCUGCUGAGUAAGAGCUCCAUCGUGACCAAGACCCUGGGCCUGUCCCACUGCUGCCUCAAUCCCUUCCUUUACGCUUUCGCCGGGGCGCAGUUUCGCAGCGAGCUGGUACAGUUGCUUGUUAGGAUGGGCUGCAGCCGAGUCUUCGCGAGAGGUCAGGGCCAGAGCCGUCCAUCCAUCUCUGAAGGCACAACCACCAACAGCACCACCUUCAUGAAUUAAGCGCCAGGACUAUAAACCUUUAUGGCUUUUCGCAAUCCAGAGACAGCUACCCAAAUAUGAGAGAUUUCAACCUAUAAAGAUGACCAAAAUCCCCAAUGGAGCCAUUUAUCUUAGGCCAGACACAAGAUCUACAUGUUGAGAAAAAAAAAAAAAAAGAAAGACUCGACACAACCAACCAAGGAACAUAAAGUCUGGUUUUUCACACGGUGGUGUCAAUUGGACGACAAAAAAACCCCACAACCUUCAGCCAAUUGAUGCCUCUGCGAAACUACAUCCAAGUCAUGUGAUGCAACUAUCAAUGUUAAGGGCAAAAUUACAGUUGUUGGGGAGGUAAACUGUGGAAAAAUGUUUAGCGUGUCUAUUAGUCUGCUAAGUUUUUCGGUUAGUAAGGGUCCAACACCUUCAACGGAGCAGCUGUUUCUCACCUGAAAAGCAGAUGUAGAUACAACAGGACAAGCCAUUUUUGAGUUGAGUCUCGUUUCCAUUGAGCGGUAUUUUGAGCGUUUAUUAUAAAAUGGACCUGUUAAGCCGACCAGAACCGUACCAUUUUUAGGUUGGUCCGUAGAAAAAUCGAACGGACUAGUUAGGGCGGAGCUACUGUAGAAACCCAUUGAUUGGCGGAUAAAAACGGCAGUGCUCCUAUUCGCCGCCCCAAUCUUCUCUCAAACGGCAUUGAAAUUCUUUGUAUAUAU
Molecule: messenger RNA, 1956 nt
Organism: Oryzias melastigma (Indian medaka)
Lineage: Eukaryota; Metazoa; Chordata; Actinopteri; Beloniformes; Adrianichthyidae
Product: C-X-C chemokine receptor type 5
Exons: 1
Coding region: 239-1264 (341 amino acids)
Biological process (GO): G protein-coupled receptor signaling pathway; immune response
Cellular component (GO): membrane
Molecular function (GO): G protein-coupled receptor activity
Source: RefSeq, a predicted model, not a curated record